Sceloporus undulatus (fence lizard) is the source of this 2668-nucleotide messenger RNA. RefSeq names its product RAD50 interactor 1 (gene RINT1). Bases 112 to 2559 code for a protein of 815 amino acids. The record is from RefSeq and is a predicted model, not a curated record. Gene Ontology annotation, cellular component: Dsl1/NZR complex. Lineage: Eukaryota; Metazoa; Chordata; Lepidosauria; Squamata; Phrynosomatidae. Gene Ontology annotation, biological process: regulation of ER to Golgi vesicle-mediated transport; endoplasmic reticulum to Golgi vesicle-mediated transport; retrograde vesicle-mediated transport, Golgi to endoplasmic reticulum. The transcript has 16 exons.
CUGUAGGGGUUUGGUGGAGGGGGCGGAGCUUUCCGCCGACACGUCGACGUGAGGGGCGUGGUCAGAGCGUGGAGGCCGUUGAGAGGGGAGUUCUGACUGCGCAGUCCAGAGAUGGCACAGCUGUCGCCGGAAAGCGAAGAAGCGCCGCUUCCUGAGGAGGAAACUAAGGAAGAAGAUGGGCCAAUGGAAGAUACAAAAGAUCCCGAAGAAGCCCAGCUAUUUCAUACUGCAGGUGAUGCUGAGAAGGAAGCCCUUAAGAGUGAAAAAGAGAGAACGCCUAGAGACCCAGAGAGCUGUGACAUACCUUUUUACGUGUCUGAAUUUGUGGAAAGGGAGGUUGGCAUUGACUGCGAUUCAUUAAGCAAGCUUGGCAGACUUAUUGAGCAGCUGACAGAAAACAAAAUAAAGUUAGAAGAACAGGUGCUUACAGUUUCAUCUGAAGUUCCCAAAAGAAUUCAGCAGGCCUUACAGAAUGCAGAGGACUCUAAAUUGUCUCUCAGUCAACUUCUGGACAAGGAAAGCCUUUUAUAUGAUUCAAUUAAUAACCAUUUGUUGACAUCCCAGCCAUGGAUGGAGGAUCUUGGUUUACUGAUCAAUCAAGUAAAAGAAGUUGAACGGCACCUUGCUUAUUUAAAAUGGAUUUCACAAAUAGAGGAAUUAAGUGACAACAUUCAGCAAUAUCUUAUGACCAACAAUGUUCCAGAGGCUGCUACUACUUUAGCAUCUAUGGCUGAACUGGAUAUCAAGCUGCAGGAGUCAUCUUGUUCUCAUCUUCUUUCUUUUGUGAGAUCUACUGUUCAGUUCUGGCACAAGAUCCUGAAGGAUAGACUGUCAAGUGAUUUUGAGGAGGCUUUAACUCAUCUUCAUUGGCCAUUUGUUGGACCAGCACAAUCCCAGCCUUUUGGCUUGACUGGAGCACCCACCAAUGCUGUUGAGAUAUAUAGUAACUUUGAGAUGCUCUUUUCUCAACUCCUGAAACUGCAAAUUUCAGAUGAACUAUUAACCAAACCAAAGCAGCUUCCAGAAAAGUACCUUCUUCCUCCCACUCCACCUGUUAUAUUACCCAUACAGAUUAUGGUGGCUCCUCUUCAGAAAAGAUUCAAGUAUCAUUUCACAGGGAAUAGGCAAACAAAUGUUCUAAGCAAGCCUGAAUGGUACCUAACCCAGGUGCUCAUGUGGAUUGGAAAUCAUGCUAAGUUUCUUGAUGACAAAGUCCAACCAAUAUUGGACAGGGCAGGCUCUCCAGUCAGUGCAAGAUUGGAGUUUUCCCGAGCUUUGGUGAUGGUGAUCCUGGAGAAGUUGGCUGCUGACAUUCCUUGCUUGUUGUAUGAUGACAGCCUCUUCUGUCACCUGGUGGAUGAGGUACUUCUGUUUGAGAGAGAGCUGCACGGUGUUCAUGGAUAUCUCAGCAGCUUUCCCAGCUGUAUGCACAUUUUAUCAGAAGAAACCUAUUUUCAAAGAUGGUUAACUGUGGAAAGAAAAUUUGCUCUUCAAAAGAUGGACUCCAUGCUUUCAUCUGAAGCUGCCUGGAUAUCACAGUACAAAGAUAUCACUGAUGUAGAUGAAAUGAAAGUUCCAGACUGUGCUGAAACUUUUAUGACUUUGCUACUGGUUAUCACAGAUAGGUAUAAGCACCUUCCUACUGCUGCUAGAAAGCUCCAGUUCCUAGAAUUGCAGAAAGAGUUGGUGGAUGACUUCAGGAUAAGACUAACUCAGGUUAUGAAGGAAGAGACCAGAGCACCUUUAGCUUUCCGGUACUGUGCAAUCCUAAAUGCUGUCAACUACAUAGCAACUGUAUUAGCAGACUGGGCUGACAACCUUUUCUUCUUGCAGCUUCAGCAGGCUGCAUUGGAGGUUUGUGCUGACAGCAGUGCACUGAGUAAACUACAGCUUGGACAACUGGCUUCGAUGGAAAGCUCUGUGUUUGAUGAUAUGAUUAACCUUCUGGAGCGUCUAAAACAUGAUAUGCUGACUCGUCAAGUAGAUCAUGUCUUCCGAGAAGUCAAAGAUGCUGCCAAAAUGUACCGAAAAGAAAGGUGGCUGUCUCUGCCGUCUCAGUCUGAACAGGCAGUAAUGUCCUUGUCAGCCACUGCCUGCCCAUUGCUGCUUACCUUGAGAGACCAACUGCUACAGCUAGAGCAGCAGCUUUGCUACUCAUUGUUCAAAAUCUUCUGGCAAAUGCUUGCAGAGAAGGUGGAUUUGUUCAUUUAUCAGGAAAUAAUUCUGGCCAAUCACUUCAAUGAAGGAGGAGCAGCACAACUACAGUUUGACAUGACCAGGAAUCUUUUCCCUUUAUUUUCACAUUAUUGCAAGCGGCCAGAGAAUUAUUUUAAACAUAUAAAGGAGGCUUGUAUUGUACUGAACUUAAAUGUUGGCUCAGCCCUGCUUUUGAAGGAUGUGCUACAGUCAGCUGCUGAUAACAGAAGUGGAACCAUCUUGAAUUCAAAUCUGCCUACAGCUGUAGCAGCAUUAAAUGAACUUGGAAUCUAUAAAUUGGCUCAACAAGAUGUUGAGAUUCUUCUUAAUCUGAGAACUAAUUGGCCUAGUACUGGGAAAUAAGCACACUUAUAGACUGGAAACACUAAUCCUUAGAGUAUUCUGUGAAAAAAACAAAUCCAAACUUUUCUGUGCUUUUAAGUUAUGUAGUAUGUUACAUUACAUGCUAAUU